This is a messenger RNA of Egretta garzetta (little egret), 2096 nucleotides long. It is a transcript of the gene FYTTD1, whose product is annotated as forty-two-three domain containing 1. Gene Ontology annotation, molecular function: mRNA binding. The record is from RefSeq and is a predicted model, not a curated record. The coding region runs from base 496 to 1290 and encodes 264 amino acids. Lineage: Eukaryota; Metazoa; Chordata; Aves; Pelecaniformes; Ardeidae. The transcript is spliced from 9 exons. Gene Ontology annotation, biological process: mRNA export from nucleus.
GAGCCGGGUUCAGCGGGGUGGGUCCCCUUUUUUCCAUCUGGGUGUCCCGAGCAGGCCGAAGAACGGGGCGCUACGUGCGUUUGGCACGUCAGGCCCGCGGUGCCCAGGCUCUUUGCUGGGUGUCCCUGGGGGUGCGUCCUAGGGCUCGAAAUUGUAGGAGCAGGGGUGGUUAGGUUGCUCCUCAGCCGGCCUUGCCUUUUUCAUCUUCCCAGGUUUGGAAGUCGGUGAUGGCAAGUCCCUUUUGUAACCCCUCUGCAAUACUUCAACAGUCAGAUCGAGCGUGAUGUUGUCUCUACCACGUAGUUUCCUGUGACAAUCUACCCCUGUCCUCCCGUUGGUUGUGUGUGUUAGGAAGUUGCACAGCCUCAUUACAGAUCUGCAGAGCUCUGUCUCUGGACCCUAUCCGAGAAACUGACAUCCACACUGUAUACAUUUCAAAGAGAUGAUAUAAUUAAACUGAACAAGAAAGAAGAGAGAAAGCAGUAUUCCCCCAAAAUGAAAAGAGGGCUUCAGCAGAACCAAACUCGACAGUUCAGGACGCCAGGCUCCAAGUGGGGAAUUCAGCAGCAGAAAGGUUAUGGUAAAAAUCGUUUGGGACGCAGAAAGAAGAUAACAGGGAAGAAGCGUUCUUACGGAGUUAUAACUGGCUUGGCAGCCAAGAAAGCAAUGGGUUCACGCAAAGGAAUUAGUCCUCUGAACAGACAGCCACUUAGUGAGAAGAACACACAACGGAAUUACCCCAUUUUGAAAAAGAAAACAAAUCUGCAGAGACAAUCUGAAAUGCAGAGAAAACAAGCCCCAGCCCUCAGGAGGCCUGCCCCUCUAAACAGAAGGAAUAACAUGCCGUCCACUUUUGCCAGAAUUGGAAACAAACUAAAUCAGCAGAAAGACACUCGUCAAGCAACUUUCCUGUUUAGAAGGGGCCUGAAGGUGCAGGCCCAAGUGCAGUCAACAGAUGAUCUUGAUAACCCGACAGUAAAGAGAACUCGUCAAUGGCGGACUUCUACCACGAGUGGAGGGAUUUUGACUGUAUCUAUUGACAACCCAGGAGCAAUCAUAACCCCAGUUUCCCAGAAAUUACGAUUAACUUGUACUCCUGUGCCGCCAUUUCUGAUGAAGAGGGACCAAUCUGAAGAGAAGAAGAUUCCCAAAGGAGUUCCAUUGCAGUUUGAUAUUAAUAGUGUCGGAAAACAGACAGGGAUAACGUUGAACGAACGUUUUGGGAUCCUGAAGGAACAAAGAACAGCACUGUCUCAGAACAAAGGAAGCCGUUUUGUAACAGUGGGCUAACCUGACAGAUGGACUUGAGCACUGAUCCCACCUACCUAAGAAACUGAGAUAAAAGUGGGCAGAAGAAUACAGCAUACGUCUCUGAAAUUCUCCAGUCUUCUCGCUAAGAUGGUGGCAGAGCUAUCUAUCUUUAUUACUUUGACUUUGAAUGGUAAAAGACAUAAUGCCCUGAGGGGGGAAAAGUGGGGAAACUGAUCCGCUGGAGUGGCACCAUCACCUGGUUGGAAAAGAUUCUGUUGCCCAGCUGAUGACAAACGCUGAUCUUUGGUUCAUCUUGCAACCAAAACACAAAUUUUAAAAGGUGUUUUUUGGUUUUUUGGUUUUGUUUUUUUUUUUUGUCUGAGAGUGCUCAGUAUCUGUUCUUUGACCCCUCUGUUAUGGUAAAGAUUGUGUAAGUGUUUCAUUACAAACCCCAUUUUAGGGUUUUUUAGGGACUGCCUAUGAACUUUCCUUUGGACUGCAAUUUGGCACAGAGCCUCAGUCCGUGAAUACUUUGGUAGUGAUGUAGCGGCAUUUUUCAUGGCAGCAUCGGUUGUACUUCUUUGUGCUUUUGAAGUUCAUUUUUUUUUCCUUUCUUGAAAACUAAGUGUUUUGCAUCCUCACUUUCACAAAUAAAGCUGUUAGCUGAGACCCAAAAUAUGUAAUUGGGAUGGAGACUAUUCUACUCUUAUCCUUAAAAGUGGUCCAGAUCAUACUGGAGGAAUACUACCCAGGCAGUACGAGAGUAAUUUAUAUUGCAAAUGGCUCGAGUUCAUCAUCCUCCUCUGUGAAUGGAAUAUGUCUGCCUCCUAUUUUUUCUUAAACUU